AUGCCACUACCGUCACCACCAAUCUACUAUUGUCGCAUUCGUAACUGUCAGCGAACUUGUGGACUCGUUCAUCGUGAUUCGACUAAAAAGCGACUACAGUUUUCGUUGAGGAGUUUGUCGCUAGACAAUGUGGAACAAGUGAAAGAGCCACCAAAAAAGACAACAACGAAUAGGGAACACAAAAAGCGCGUCAAAAGAAAAGCGCCGACAAAGGACAGGAAGAUUUUGACCGACACUAACACAUCCACCUCAACUAACAAUGGAACAUUUGACCGAGUGUCACAAAAUAAGGAUACAAAACAAUUAGAGACGAAGCAACAGUUCUCCACAUUUGAAGAGAUUAUGGAUCGAGCUGCUAGAAAGAUAUCUGCUGUGACAAUUGAGAACAAACCGUCCACAUCGAUGUUAUCCAAAGAAGAAGAAGCCUUAGCCGAAAAGCGAUCUCGUAUAGUACCAUCAGUUUCGGUGGACACUACAACAAUACAUUUCGAUAACCCGAUAUGGGAUAAUCCGGAACUGCGAGCAGAAUUGUUAGAUUCAGAGGAGGAAUUCGCGCUAGAUGCCAGUCCACCAACUCUGCAGGAGGAUUCGACUGUAGUGGACGAAAUUAUAGAUGAAGCAACACAUGCUGUUGACUCCAAUCCGAUUGAUCAUGAGAGAAAAGAUGAGAUGGUAACCGGUUGGAGUUCCGAUGAAGACGACUACUCGACACUCGAUCUUCGUCAAAUCCACAAGCUUGACAGUAGCAAAUCGUUGGUUUUACCGGCAGUAAGUAAGCACUUUCUGAAUGAAGGCAAUUAUGAACGAAGUAUUGACGUCGUCGACGAGAUCUAA
Messenger RNA from Angiostrongylus costaricensis, 834 nucleotides. Lineage: Eukaryota; Metazoa; Nematoda; Chromadorea; Rhabditida; Metastrongylidae. The record is from the annotation of a GenBank genome assembly.